This is a messenger RNA of Nicrophorus vespilloides, 1212 nucleotides long. Its product is annotated as congested-like trachea protein. The transcript is spliced from 4 exons. Gene Ontology annotation, cellular component: mitochondrial envelope. Gene Ontology annotation, biological process: carnitine transmembrane transport; mitochondrial transport. Bases 236 to 1138 code for a protein of 300 amino acids. NCBI's taxonomy places the organism in Eukaryota, Metazoa, Arthropoda, Insecta, Coleoptera, Silphidae. Gene Ontology annotation, molecular function: O-acyl-L-carnitine transmembrane transporter activity. The record is from RefSeq and is a predicted model, not a curated record.
UGAGAAUCGCUAGUAAUCCAUGUACAAACAACGAGAUUAGUAUUGAUAUAACACAGCAUGCCAGACAAGUGAAUGUCGAGGACCAAAGUCCAAAUGAAAGUGAAAUUUAUAAAUCGGUCUAAUCUAUGUUCGUGACAACGGUGAAUGCAAGUCGAAAACAUCGUUAUAUGAAAGUCUGCGAUAGUCCUAUAAGUGUUUGUGUGUUAUAACCUAAAUCGAAUAUAACGAAUAAAAGAUGGGAGAUACAGGACCACUAGAAUAUUUCUUAUGCGGAGGAGCAGGAGGAAUAUGCACCGUUCUUGUGGGUCAUCCUUUUGACACACUUAAGGUGCGCCUUCAAACAAUGCCUAUACCUAAGCCUGGUGAAGUACCUCUAUACACAGGCAUGACUGAUUGCAUUAAGAAGACUGUGUCAAAGGAAGGUGUUCGGGGACUUUAUAAAGGCAUGGGUGCCCCAUUAGUUGGCAUUGCUCCCAUAUUUGCUAUUUCUUUCAUGGGUUACAAAGUUGGCAAGCAAAUUAUUGGACCUGCAGAAGAGAGCCAAUUCACCUAUAUGGAUUACUUUACUGCCGGAGCAUUUUCAGGAAUUUUUACUACCACCAUUAUGGCUCCUGGGGAGCGUAUCAAAUGUUUAUUGCAGAUACAAGGAGAUUCAAUGACAAAGAAGUACAAUGGUCCUGUGGACUGUGCAAAGCAAUUGUAUAAGGAAGGUGGAAUUAGAAGUAUCUAUCGUGGAGCAGGAGCCACUUUAUUGAGAGAUGUGCCAGCGAGCGGCCUAUAUUUUUUAACUUACGAGGGAAUUCGAAACUAUCUCACUGACAAUGGUAAGAAGGACAUUACCUUCCAUGGGACAUUAUUCGCCGGUGGUUGCGCUGGAAUUUCUAAUUGGCUCAUAGGAAUGCCUUUUGAUGUACUGAAAAGUAGACUGCAAAUUGCUGCCGAGGGGCGUUUCCCGAACGGUAUCAGAGACGUUGCCAAAGAUUUACUAAAAAAUGAAGGUCCAUUGGCUUUAUACAAAGGAAUAACACCGGUCCUGCUUAGGGCAUUUCCGGCCAACGCUGCAUGUUUCAUGGGCUUCGAGCUUUGCAGAAAAUUCUUAGCCAGGUUCAAGAAGGGCGAACAGCAAGAACAGAUUUAAUAUUACUGCAAUCGCACAUUUUUUUAUAGAGAAUAUAUUUUGUCUAUUGUUAUAAAUAAAGCGAAGAAACUGGA